Petromyzon marinus (sea lamprey) is the source of this 1988-nucleotide messenger RNA. Its product is annotated as START domain-containing protein 10-like. The record is from RefSeq and is a predicted model, not a curated record. Lineage: Eukaryota; Metazoa; Chordata; Hyperoartia; Petromyzontiformes; Petromyzontidae. Gene Ontology annotation, molecular function: lipid binding.
CACUACGUUUAUGCGCGCGCGCGCGCGUGUGUGCACACCUACAACAGCCAGCGCGGGCAGCAGCAGUAGCCGCAGCAGCCGCGGCGCUGUUGGGGCGAGUUUACGCAUUCAUUAUCGCCCCGCUCCGGAGUUCCCCGUGUCUUCCUCCUACACCACCACCACCUACUUCUCAUCUUCACCACAAUCAUCAUCAUCAUCAUCCUACUCCCCCCCCCCGCCUACACCCGACGAUAUCAAGACGAGGGGAGAGUACGCGCCUGGACAGCCGUAGCAGCAGCAGCAUGGCCGGGCAGUUGCAAGGGGUUCAGGUCCCGGACGAUUCGGCGUUCAUCUCGUUCCGUGCGCAGUGCGACUCGGACUCGGGCUGGUUGCAGUGCUACAGCCGCGGCGGGGUCACGGUGUGGUGCCAGCCCCCGGCAGAGGGCCAGUCCGUGCAGAAACUCAAGAUGCGCCUCGUGUGCAAAGACGUGCAGGCGGACACCAUGUACGACGUGCUGCACGAUGCCGCCUACCGCCACAAGUGGGACUCGAACGUCAUCCAGACGCACGACAUCGGACGUCUCACCGCCAACGCCGACGUCGGAUACUACGCCUGGAAGUGCCCGAAGCCACUGAAAAACAGAGACUUUGUCACCUUGAGGUCCUGGCUUCCCCUGGAGAACGAUUACCUCAUCAUCAACCACUCGGUCAAGCACCCGAAAUUUCCACCGAAGAAGGAUUUUGUCCGAGCGGUGUCCAUCCUCACAGGCUACCUGGUGCGGUCUCACGGAAACAACGGCUGCACCCUCAUCUACUUGACCCAGCUUGACCCCAAGGGCUCCUUGCCGAAGUGGGUGGUGAACCGGGCUUCUCAGAUGCUGGCUCCGAAGGCGAUGAAGCGGAUCCACAAGGCGUGCGUCAAGUACCCGGCGUGGAAGCGGCGCCACGAGCCGCAGCACAAGCCGUGGCUCUACCCGGAGCAGAGCAACCUCCCGUCGGUGCGGCUCGCCGAGCUGGCGCCGCAGCGCUGCGACUCGCUGGAGCACAUCGACGAGAGCGCGCUGGCGGAGGCGUGCGACGACCACGCAGAGCUCAGCGAGGACGACGACAACGCUAACUGAGCGGCGUGAGCCCAGUCCCGACGCUCUUCUCCUCUUCCCUCCUCCUCCUCCCUCCUCCCUCCUCCUCGUCGUCGUCGUCGUCGUCACCGUUCUUCCUGCUCCUCCCGCACCACGUUCCCGGCCACCAUCCGAUUCAUCUUCCCGCUGAUCCUCCUCCUCAACUCCUUCCUCCAUCAUUCCGGCCGCAGUCAUUCGACCUUCACCUGCGGUUCGUCCUCCAUCCAUCUUCCCUCUCCUCCUCCUCCUCAUCCCUCCUCCUCAUCCUUCUCCUCCACCCGCACUGACCUUCGUGGCAAGAGGCCUUUCAAGCACAGUGGAAUUGACAAAGAGCUCGACGUUACAUUACAUUUCACACACGCAGCUGAAGACGUUUAGCACACUGCACGCGCCUGAUGAUUGUUCAACACGUGCCACGCGAUAUGAAGAGUUCUGAUUCGGUAUGCGUGUACACGUGUGUGUGUGUGUCUCUCUCACUUUUGACGUCGGGUGAGGUUGGUUGAAAUUACGAUAAAGGUUAUUGUUUGUGUAUGAGAGUGUACGUGUGAAAAGUACUCUAAUACGUAAACAAGAAGGGAGCUGUGGCGCAGUGGUUAGCGCACACAGCGUGACGAACCCCGUGACCAGAGUUCGAAUCCCCCCUCACGGCCAACACCGGUGACGAUUAUCUGAACUGGUCCUGCGCCUCCCCUAGAUCAACUCGGCCUCAAAUGAGCACCUGGUGUAGCGGUGUAUAAACAUCGCCACUGCGGAGACAGAGGCAGCCGGACGUGAUGCUGGCCACCCGCACCCCUCGUGAGCUGUGCCUGCCUGCAUCGGUGUUCGCUAACAGCCCCCCUAAAGUUAUUUUAACACGUAGGCUUUCGCGACCAAUAUUAUUCAUAAUAAAGG